AGAGAAACAAAGAACAGCUGAAGAAAAUAAUCACCAAGAAAACUUCAGCCCAGAAAAUCCCUACAUUAAUGACAUGCAAAUAUUCUCUGAACCUACAGAAACAUCUCCUGCUAAAACCUCAGAAACUGGAA
Messenger RNA from Scutellospora calospora, 131 nucleotides. The record is from the annotation of a GenBank genome assembly. NCBI's taxonomy places the organism in Eukaryota, Fungi, Glomeromycota, Glomeromycetes, Diversisporales, Gigasporaceae.